AUAAUGAAUGCGAAGCUUUUUAUACUAUUACUCCUGUCAAUCACCAUAAAAAGCAAGGGAGAUAAACCUAGUCGGAAACAAACAGAUCAAUGUUUGACGGAAAUGAACUCAUUUCGAACACUUCUAAAUCUUGCCUCACAACUUGUUAACCUCCAGCAAGCCAAUUGCAGCGAAAGAAAAAAUGUAACAGCAUCAGGAAUCCAAAAGAAGGAGAAUGAAACAAAAUGGGCUACGAAGGAAGAUAUGGAAGAAAUAAAGAAAGAAUUGAAAUUAAUUCAUGAUUUAUUUCGAGACUAUGGAGAUAUGAGAACAUUCUAUCCAAAAGACUGCCAGGAUCUGUACCUAAAAGGUUACAAAAAAAGUAAGGUGUACACAAUUUUUCCAAAGAACGGGCUUAGCUUCCAGGUUUACUGUGACCAAGAGAGAGACGGGGGAGGAUGGACGGUUAUACAAAGGAGACAAGAUGGAUCUGAAAAUUUCUACAGAACCUGGAAUGACUACGAGCAGGGAUUUGGAAAUCUUUCCUAUGAGUUUUGGCUAGGAAAUGACAGAAUCCACAUAAUGACUGGAACUGGAAAAUACAAAUUGCUAAUCAACAUGGAGGAUUUCUCUGGAAAUACCCGAUAUGCUAGUUACAAAACUUUUAAGGUUGGAGAUAAAAAAUCCGGAUAUGUUUUGAAUGUCUCAGGAUACAGAGGAACCGCCGGCGAUUCCUUGACGUACCACAACAAUAUGAAAUUUGCCACAAAGGAUCGAGAUCAUAAUUCUUGUGCAAAGAAUUUUAAAGGGAGUUGGUGGUACAAUGACUGUCACCAGUCAAAUCUGAACGGUCUCUACUUGAAAGGAAAGCAAAAGUCAGAUGCAGACGGUGUGAAUUGGAAACACUGGAAAGGAUAUUUUUAUUCCCUGAAAUUUACUGAAAUGAAAAUCAGGAAACUCAACAUUUGAAAA
Molecule: messenger RNA, 951 nt
Organism: Saccostrea cuccullata (small rock oyster)
Lineage: Eukaryota; Metazoa; Mollusca; Bivalvia; Ostreida; Ostreidae
Product: fibrinogen C domain-containing protein 1-like
Exons: 5
Coding region: 4-948 (314 amino acids)
Source: RefSeq, a predicted model, not a curated record